GAGAGUCAGUCUCUGGAGAACUGUGCGUGGUGUAGUGCGCUAGCGAACAGUGAUUUAUAUUUUUUUUCAGCGCUCAUGAGACCCAUGUAAAUAGAGCAAGAGGCGCUGGUAAUUUUUCAAUCAAUAAACAUCAAUGAAAGAUGUACUCAAGGUACUGUUCCACACUUCUCGUUGCGGCGAUUUUCACCAGCAGUCUAGUGUCCUCGCGGCCUGCAAAUGAACCGACAAAAAUUUCGCUGGAUAAACUGGAUGAUAUUGUGGAUAACAACAUCAUAAGGACAGCGUCAAAAUGGGAGCGGGGAAUGGACCUAUUAGGGCAAAUUAUGGACGCACUAAGAAUCGGCAGAGGGAGAUUAGUGAAUUUUGCAAUGAUGGCUAGAAACGUCAUUGCCGAACGGGCGGAGGAGUUUACGAGUGAAACCUCAAACAAGGUGAUUGCCCUUUUGGCAGCUAGAGAGGCGAAGAAAAUAAUCGAGCAGGUUGAGGCAAAAAAAUCGCAGGAGAAGGCCUUGAAGAAGAUGGAGCCGAGGAAAUCGGAGGUGGCAUCGACAGAAAAAUCUCAACCCCAGAGAACUGUGAAGAGGAGCACUCUCGAGGCACCCAGUGGGACCCCUGUCAAAACUAGUCCCAUUUCGGAUUUUUUUCCUCCGAAAAUUCGCGACGAUGUUCGCCUCGAGACCGAAGCUGGACAAUCGCUCUUUGAGAUAAAGAAGAAAACACCGGUGCAGGACUUUCUGCAGUCCAUGCUGAGGCCCAAACCCCUCUUGGACCGGACUACGGAGGAGGAGAAGUACGGAAACUCGGGGGAUAAAUUUAGUGGCAUCGGGAGAGCUCUCGUCAAUGGCUUCGAGGCCCUCAGCAAUUUUUUAAAUGGUGCCGUUGACUUGCCAGUGAAUGCGGCGAAGAAAACAUCGAGAGGCCUCACCGCGGCACUCAACCAAGUGGGAGGAAAAUUGAUAGGUUUGGAGUAGGUUGAAACCAUAAUGAUUGUAAACAAUAAGUCAUUUGGUAAUAAAUACAUUUAGGUUUUGUUCUAGACAA
Molecule: messenger RNA, 1041 nt
Organism: Diachasmimorpha longicaudata
Lineage: Eukaryota; Metazoa; Arthropoda; Insecta; Hymenoptera; Braconidae
Exons: 4
Coding region: 141-971 (276 amino acids)
Source: RefSeq, a predicted model, not a curated record